Messenger RNA from Uranotaenia lowii, 2050 nucleotides. RefSeq lists its product as uncharacterized. The transcript has 2 exons. Lineage: Eukaryota; Metazoa; Arthropoda; Insecta; Diptera; Culicidae. The coding region runs from base 285 to 1694 and encodes 469 amino acids. The record is from RefSeq and is a predicted model, not a curated record.
UUUCCCAAUUUAGUACGCGUGCGAAUUCAAACCAGAUCAGUUCGGAAAAUCUAUCCGUUGCAAAUUUGAUGUUGAUGGUGGUUCGCAAUUUUCCACCAAACAGUCUUCAUCCGCAAGGUUAAGAGGUCCUUAGGAGGUGGUAUCUGGCUCGUGCGAUUGCUAGGCCUUGUCCAGGACCUUUCCGUGAAGUGGGCUGGCAUGAACUAGAAAAGGAACCUAUUAGUCGUGGGUUGGAGUCAUUUAGUAGUGAAGUUCCCCGUUGAAAGGAUUUCAAUUUUUGAACCAUGGCUCGAUCAAAGGAUCGAGUGGCGAGUUCGGUGCUUAUAUUAGUUUCCCUAUUUAGUGUAACAAAUUGUGAUAGUAAAGUGUCAUUGGCCAACGUAAUCGGAAGAGUGUCAAAUAGGCAGAGCGAUGUGAGGACCAAUCUGCGAUCUAUCCGCCAGCUUGCCAUCCAAAGUGGAAUAAUCGUUCCCAGAAAUGAAAGUUCCAGCACGAUAACAUUAGCGCAGGAUCAAGCAAAUGAAGAUACCUGGAGCAACCCCAAUGUGAACGAGGCGGUACACAGUCAAGAAGACCGCAAAAAGGGUGAAUCCAGCAAUAGCAUAAUCGCCAGCGGUGAAAUUUCCCGCGGAUUGGACAAACAGGCUGAUGAAGAUUACUCUUCCAUCGAAGAACAAACAGAAGAAGAACAGGAAGCAGUUAAGGAAGGUUACGGUGGUUACAAUAAGAAAAAGAAGAAGAAGCGUUUGGGGUGGAAAAAACAUGCUAAGAAGCUCAUUCCUAUAGGUUUGGGUAUAAUGUUUAUGAAGAUGCUAGCGUUACACUUUAUUCUGAAACAACUGGCUCUGGGAACAGCUCUUUCGCUGUUUUUGAGUAAAAAAUCUCUGAUCCUUUCGGCGUUGAUCGCUAUGCGACUUCUGUUUUCUCAACAACAUGCCGGUGAAAAAAGUAGCGAAGGGAACAAACUUGAAGUAGUUCAUAUCCCCAUUCGCAAAGGUUCCGGAUUCCAUAAGAAGUUCCAGCUUCAGCAGCUUAAAGCCAAGGGAAAGUAUCCCAUAAAGCCAACAGCUGCAUCCAAACCUUCAACGACAACUAAAAAACCACACGUCUUCUCGCAUUACUCGAACGAAAUCAAACAUCCACAUCAGCAAAUGGAGGACUUCGGUGGAAAAUAUGUCCCACUUAGCUAUGCGCCACAACAGCAGAGCUUCUUCUCAUCUUCCUUCGAUACUUCGACUCCUUCGUCUUAUUUCUCAGCGUUCGAUGCUUCAACGUCGUCGUCAUACUUCUCUUCAUUCGACUCUUCGACGCCUUCAUCCUACCUCGAUGGUAUCGAAAAUAACGUUGAAGGAGCCAAUUCCUACUACAACUACAAUAGCCACGACGAUCAACAGCAAUUCUUCCGCCGGGAUGGAUACGACGAUGGUUGGUCCGGAUGGAAUCCAGGCGCGGACAAGGAACCUUUCAAUGGAAUCUACGGGGGUGAAGCCAUGAACCAAAAUCUAUCCAGCUACGAUAUGGGAAUGAAUGGACCCUCCGGCAGCGGCAGCGUGAAUGGAUCAAUGGGGCCGGUUUACAACAGGGGUGGAUACGAUCCAUUCCAAGGUGGCCGAAGUUUCAGCGCAGGAAGCGGAGUGCUUAACUUAAACCGAAUUAUGAGCUUGCAUCAGCUAAGGCAACGAAGGAAGAAAUAGAUCUCUAUCGGAUUAAGUUCUUAGACUCUUCCAAACGAUACAAAAUUCUCUAUUCUUAUACUUGAAAGAACAGUAAGAAGAUAUUUAUUGAAUUAUUUAUUUAAUUUAUUAAGAUUAUAUUUCUAAGAUAAUUGAGACGGAAAAUGAAAAAAGUAGAUGAAAAUUCUUCAGUGGUAAAAAUAUAAUUGUUAGACCAAACGAGUAAAUUAACUAAGCUAAGGGAAGAACGAACAUAUUGAAAUAAACAAUUUUGUGACGAUGUUAAUUUAAGGUGAACUGCUGUACAUCUAAUUUCGGGAAAAGCUGAUCUAGUUCAACGAUAGCAUAAUAAAUCCUUCGACUACAUAAACCAACUA